Molecule: messenger RNA, 761 nt
Organism: Histoplasma capsulatum G186AR
Lineage: Eukaryota; Fungi; Ascomycota; Eurotiomycetes; Onygenales; Ajellomycetaceae
Exons: 1
Coding region: 503-652 (49 amino acids)
Source: RefSeq, a predicted model, not a curated record
CGCUUGCCAGAUGCUAUGUAAUCGGGGGUGGAAGCAAUUCACCUAGUCACUCCGGCAGCCUGAUGGAUCUGCGGACCUCCCUACAGUAGAGAACUCCGCACAAUACACGCAUUUAUUGGCUACCCCAUUAUUAUGCACAGCGACCGACGUGCUCAUCUCACGAAACAAAAAGCAAAUUUUCUCAAGGACUGCCUGCCUAGUUUCCUCAACAAAGAGAACAAACAAAGAUGAGGAGAGGCUUGCAUUGUCAUCAGAGUGAAAUUGACUCUGCAAUCGGUUCCUUCAGUGCUGGGCAGUGCGGUUCGAUUCACGUUUCCUCGCGCAUGUUGGGCAGCAUGAUAUAUGUAUAUGGGUUUUUGCAUGCGCCGUACGUCUACGUCGAGCGCGCACGGACCAAAUAUAAUUGCACAGGUCCUCAGUACUCGGCUCGCGUGCAUGUGCAUGCAAUGAUUAUGUGGCCGUGUAAGAGGGGUCAGAGGUCAGAGGAAAAGCAUAUCCAGUCAUGUCCAGCGAAUUCAAAUCGUUGCACCAGAUCAGAGAGCUGAAAAACCAACAAUAUAUUCCUAUUCCCAAACGUCCGGGUCGUCAAUACGAGAAAGACAUCAUGUUAUCAUUGUUUUCUCUAGGCGUGGCUGGCGGUCUCAAGGGGUAGUGGGAGUGGCAAUCGCAUCGAGAAUUCUUUUUUCUGCAAGCGGGGUAGGGAACACGCUUGCUUUACUCGUGGAGCGAGCAGAGCGGCGCAUGGUGGAUCCGUGUGAUUC